Molecule: messenger RNA, 3132 nt
Organism: Equus quagga
Lineage: Eukaryota; Metazoa; Chordata; Mammalia; Perissodactyla; Equidae
Gene: ITPK1
Product: inositol-tetrakisphosphate 1-kinase
Exons: 10
Coding region: 125-1378 (417 amino acids)
Biological process (GO): inositol trisphosphate metabolic process
Cellular component (GO): cytoplasm
Molecular function (GO): inositol-1,3,4-trisphosphate 6-kinase activity; inositol-1,3,4-trisphosphate 5-kinase activity; inositol-3,4,5,6-tetrakisphosphate 1-kinase activity
Source: RefSeq, a predicted model, not a curated record
CCGCGCCCGCUCCGCGUCCCCGCCGCCGGGAGGAGUUGCCGCACGCCCGCGGCGCGCCCCGGCCGCCAGCCUCGGCCUGUGGGCGAUUUCCUCCGGAGCCCAGCUCCCCCGGCCGAGGAGGAAGAUGCAGACCUUUCUGAAAGGGAAGAGAGUUGGCUACUGGCUGAGCGAGAAGAAGAUCAAGAAGCUGAAUUUCCAGGCCUUCGCCGAGCUGUGCAGGAAGCGAGGGAUAGAAGUCGUGCAGCUGAACCUUAGCCGGCCGAUCGAGGAGCAGGGCCCCCUGGACGUCAUCAUCCACAAGCUGACCGAUGUCAUCCUCGAAGCCGACCAGAACGACAGCCAGUCCCUGGAGCUGGUGCACAGGUUCCAGGAAUACAUCGACGCCCACCCCGAGACCAUCGUCCUGGACCCCCUUCCCGCCAUCAGGACCCUGCUGGACCGCUCCAAGUCCUACGAGCUCAUCCGAAAGAUCGAGGCCUACAUGAAAGAUGACAGGAUCUGCUCCCCGCCCUUCAUGGAGCUCACGAGCCUGUGCGGGGACGACACCAUGAGGCUCCUGGAGGAGAACGGCCUGGCGUUCCCAUUCAUUUGCAAAACCAGAGUGGCUCAUGGCACCAACUCUCAUGAGAUGGCCAUUGUGUUCAACCAGGAGGGUCUGAGCGCCAUCCAGCCGCCCUGCGUGGUCCAGAAUUUCAUCAACCACAACGCCGUCCUGUACAAGGUGUUUGUGGUCGGCGAGUCCUACACCGUGGUCCAGAGGCCCUCGCUGAAGAACUUCUCCGCGGGCACAUCAGACCGUGAGUCCAUCUUCUUCAACAGCCACAACGUGUCGAAGCCAGAGUCGUCGUCCGUGCUGACCGAGCUGGACAAGAUCGAGGGCGUGUUCGAGCGGCCGAGCGACGAGGUCAUCCGGGAGCUGUCCCGGGCCCUGCGGCAGGCGCUGGGCGUGUCGCUGUUUGGGAUCGACAUCAUCAUCAACAACCAGACGGGGCAGCACGCAGUCAUCGACAUCAACGCUUUCCCAGGCUACGAGGGCGUGAGCGAGUUCUUCACCGACCUCCUGAACCACAUCGCCACCGUCCUGCAGGGCCAGAGCGCAGCCACGGCGGCGGCGGGGGCCGCGGCCCCGCUGAGGCACAGCAGGCUCCUGGCGGAGCAGGCGGGCAGCCUGGCGGGCGAGCGGACGUGCAGCGCCAGCCCGGGCUGCUGCAGCAGCAUGAUGGGCCAGGAGCGGCCCUGGGCGGCCGAGGCCGACGCGGGCGGCGUGGGCGGCACCGCCAAGCUGCCGCACCAGAGACUCGGCUGCACCGCCGCCGUGUCGCCCAGCUUCCAGCAGCAUUGCGUGGCCUCGCUGGCCACCAAGGCCUCCUCCCAGUAGCCGCGGAGCCCGGGACCCAGAGGGGCGGCGCGGCCGCGGAGCACACCUGCUGGGCGAGCGGCUCCCAACGGUGACGCUACUACUAAGAAUUCCCAACAAUCUGAUUCUCCUUCUUUUUUUUAAUUUUUAACCUGAUUUUCUGAUGUCACGAUCUAAAUAGGGGGGAGGGGGGAUGGAAGAGAACUCCACGUGGUCCAGCCUCGCGGAAGAGGGGCAUCCCGCCUAACUGCCGCUGCGCAGAUCCCGGCACUGAAUUUUCAACACUAGGUCUGAAUGUGAGGUGGGGCGUGCGCGAGCGCGCGUGCACAUCCACGUCUCUUCGUCUCGAUGGCUGCUGCGGACCAGGCCGAGGGGAGCCUGGAGGGGGCCGCCCCAUGAGCGGUUCUCCGUCGCUGUCUUCUCCCCGAGCCCCAUCCUCCCAGCCCAGCCCCUUCGCUGGUUCCCCUCCCGCUGGUCUCCCCCGCAGCUCUGAGGAGCAGGGCGGAAACCCGCACCGAGUGUGCCACGGGCCCUUCCCAAAGGUGUGAGCCAGAGGAAGCAAGAGGCUACAGCUCCUGGUCCCCUGGGGAGUCCAUACGGGGGUGGGGGUCUGGGUGGUGGUCUACCUGCUGCCAGCUCACGAAAUGGAGGAAGGAAGCUUCCAGGGGAGGAGCCAGCGUCCUGGGGUGGCUGCCUCCCUCUGUGUCCAGCUCUCUGCAGUCCCCCAGGCCCCUCAGCACUGCCCGGUGCAGUCCGGUGAGGGGGCUUCCUGCCCUGACCACACGCUGCUGCUCACAGGGACCAGGAGGGGCUGCCUGGCUGGGAGCCCCUGGUCUGAUCGCACCUGUGCCAAGGAUUUGUGUCGUGACUGUGGGCGGAUCAUUCCGAGAGUCGUCAGGCAUCGUGUCCCCAUCUCUGAUGGGCAGUCGAGACCAGAGAACUCUGAAGGGCAGGCUUGACACCCUCGCCCCCGUGGUGCAGCCUGCUUCUCCUCAAAGUCAACCCGCAUGAGCUCUCCUGGUCUCUGAGGCCAUUUGGGGCCCUCUUCCCCGGCAGGAGGAGGCUGCCAGACGCUUCCCUCCUGUUCACAGCUGCCUGGCCUGUCUUCCCAGUGGGCUGAUCCCCUCCCUUCUGUAUUCACUGCAAGCCCCAAGCCCUGAGCCAGCCGGGUGCGAGGGGCUGCAGUUGGGAGGUGAGGAGACACGUACACUCCCAGCCCCUAAUAGCAGCAGAUGGACCACCAGCUGAUGGGUCAGAUCCUGAGGUCCAAGUGGACUAGAAACCCCCUGUGCAGAGAAGGGGGUGGGUGAGGGGCUUUGUCAGUCCUCGGACGAUGUGAACACUGGGCGACAUCCAUGGGACCCCCUGAGUGUGAUCUUGUGUCUUAAGAUAACGGUUCACUUUGAACAAGAGGAAGAGCCCUCUGGACUGCCCUGUGUGUCCAGGGCGGAUGGCCGAGAGAGGCUGCUGGGCUGUGCACUGGCUCGGGGGCAGUGGGGGUCACUCAGCUUUGGGAAAGGAAGGGCUAGGGUGGUGACCAUCACAAAGCAGGGCUGGGCCUGGGGUGCGGGGUGGAUGCGGUCAGAACUGCCCACUGUCCUGGAAACCGAGGGCCUGCUGACUAACCGCAUUUACACAACGUGAGUGUUGAACCCCGAUCAUAAUGUCUGUACGCCGCCUUUCCCGGUCGGACCCCAAGCCCCGGGGCCACAGGAAAGCGUGGCUGGCCUCUUGCACUGCUUCGCCUCCAAAAUAAACUACUGAAAUCAAACGCA